AUGGCCUCGACGAGCGCAGGCACAACCCCUCAUGAACUACACUCACUGAACCUGCUGCACGCCUAUUUGGACACGCUAGACUCUAUUCCGCGUGAACUUAGUCGGCACUUCAACGAGCUACGUGAAGCUGAUGCCAACUUAUCGAAUUCAGCAGAUCAAAUCACCACACGUUUGAACAGAUUGUCUGCAUCGCUUGAGGAGGACUCUCUAUCACCUAAAGAACGUUUCUUAGCGUUGAGAGACGCAAGCGAUACGAUAAAGCAAUUUAAACUAAAUCAAGAGGAGAAGAUAAAAAUUGGUACUGCAACCUGUGAAACUAUGUUAGCACAUACCGGGUACAUGGACCAAGUACUCUUACAUUUCUUACUACACGAUCCAAGUCUAUUUCCACCUGCGCCUCUAUUCCCUCCUUCUGGAACUAACUUACAAAGGCUGUUCGCUCGUGCGAUGCUCAGUCUCAGUCCUAAUGCUAUUAACGGUCGGCGGCGCGCUCUACAGCCUCCUCGGCCUGCUAUAUACAAUGGUGAAUCUCGCAAGCGCCCUCUGAGCACGUCUAUGAAUCAGCAGGGCUCAACUAAGGCCCAAGCUCGGAGAGUGCCAACUAUCUCUGGAGCUGGUCCACGCACAGCCAUCAAUCAAAGAAGAAACGAAUCAACAAUCACCAACUCACCAAAUCCAUCAGAAAUAUACGCUAACAAGGCAACAACCGUUAGACAGAUCGAAAAAUCAUCACAGCAGAGACGUCCUAAUGGUGGUCAACCACUCUAUUCUCCACCGCCGUCACCAUACCAGUACUCCCAGAUACCUCAGCCAAUCUACCAGCAAAACUACAUACAGCAGCCCUUUCAACAGCAGCAGUACAAUACUUCUCGAAUGGCAGAGUCGACGAAUGCAAAUGAACUGGCUCAAGAACCCUCGUACGAAGAUAUGGACAAUGGACAGGCUGGUGGUGAAAAUGACGGGGAUGAAGCCAGGUACUGCUACUGUAAUGGCGUAUCGUAUGGCCAAAUGAUUGGAUGCGAUGAUGAGCAGUGCCAGAGAGAAUGGUUCCACAUCGCCUGCGUCGGUCUUGACAAGGCUCCAAGCGGUAAUUGGUUAUGUGACGAUUGUGCAGCCAGGCGCAGACAGAAUGGAACCAAGAGAAGAGGAGGUGCCAAAAAGAACAUAGCCUAG
Molecule: messenger RNA, 1173 nt
Organism: Wallemia ichthyophaga EXF-994
Lineage: Eukaryota; Fungi; Basidiomycota; Wallemiomycetes; Wallemiales; Wallemiaceae
Product: Inhibitor of growth protein 3
Exons: 3
Coding region: 1-1173 (390 amino acids)
Biological process (GO): regulation of DNA-templated transcription
Cellular component (GO): nucleus
Source: RefSeq, a predicted model, not a curated record